Molecule: messenger RNA, 1013 nt
Organism: Pogona vitticeps (central bearded dragon)
Lineage: Eukaryota; Metazoa; Chordata; Lepidosauria; Squamata; Agamidae
Gene: BCAS2
Product: BCAS2 pre-mRNA processing factor
Biological process (GO): mRNA processing
Cellular component (GO): Prp19 complex; catalytic step 2 spliceosome; precatalytic spliceosome
Source: RefSeq, a predicted model, not a curated record
CAGUGUAAUUUUCUUUUGAGAAACCGGCGCGUCGGGGGAAGCGCGCGUUAUGGCCGGCCCUGGUUUGGUGGCUGGCGAGGUCGCGGUAGACGCGUUGCCCUAUUUUGACCAAGGCUAUGAGGCGCCGGGCGUACGAGAGGCGGCCGCGGCGCUGGUGGAGGAAGAGACGCGGCGUUACCGGCCCACUAAGAACUACCUGAGCUACCUGACUGCGCCGGACUACAGCGCUUUCGAGACUGAAAUAAUGCGAAAUGAGUUUGAACGCCUAGCAGCACGACAGCCCAUAGAACUGCUGAGCAUGAAAAGGUAUGAGCUGCCUGCUCCCUCCUCUGGGCAGAAGAAUGAUAUCACAGCAUGGCAAGAAUGCGUUAAUAACUCAAUGGCUCAGCUGGAGCACCAGGCAGUUCGAAUUGAGAAUUUGGAAUUGAUGUCUCAGUAUGGCUGCAAUGCCUGGAAAGUAUAUAAUGAGCAUUUAGUUCAUAUGAUUGAACAGGCACAAAAAGAGCUGCAGAGUUUGAGAAAACACAUUCAGGACCUUAACUGGCAACGGAAGAACAUGCAGCUCACAGCUGGUGCUAAACUUCGGGAAAUGGAAUCUACAUGGGUAUCCCUCGUCAGUAAAAAUUAUGAGAUUGAACGAACAAUUGUGCAACUGGAAAAUGAAAUUUCUCAAAUUAAGCAGCAACAUGGGGAGGCAAACAAAGAAAACAUCCAGCAGGACUUCUGAGACUUGCCUUGGACUUUUGCUGCCAAAUUUAGGGAACUGCUUAGAGCCUAUGCAUGGCUGUAGAUUCUAAAAAAUUUUGUAUAUGUGUAUAGUGGUAUAGAACACCUGUGUUGCCUCCACUGUAGAAAAACCUGCUCACAAGGCGUAGAACUGAUUUAUCAAUGGAUUUACCAAAGUCCCAAAUUUUGAGUAUGAAUGUUGUUUGAAAUUUUUUUGGUUGGUUCCUAUGAAGAGUUCUAUGUUUGUGUUUUUUAAUAUGACUGAAAAUAAACAUUUUUCAACUAUA